AUGCUGCUGUACCUCUUGCGUAAGGGGUUCAUGGAGAUUAACCCUGGCAUUAAGAAGGUCGGGGGUAAGGUGGUCGCCCUCAGCUCGCAGACAGCGGAGCAGGUGGGCCGGGGGGCGCAUGACAUGCGCCUCCCCUUCCAGGCGUUCGGAGACCCCAGCAACGGCCUCGUGGACGAGAUGAACAUACGGUUCAAGAUGGGCUGCACCGUGAACCAGAACGACGUGGUGAAAGACACCUACCCUCACGGGAUGGCGCAACCGUGCGUGUUGGCCGUGUCUACCGACGACGCUCAGGACGAGGGAUCGGUUUUGUUCAGAUGGAACCAGUGGCAGACGAUCGCGUCCAUGAGACACGUUGAUGCCUUGGCGCACAUCACCAGGGCGCUUGCCAUCAAGAAGAACGAACCAGAAGGUGGCCCUUCCUCCGGCACACCGACGGCGACCUCGCACGUCGGCCUCGACGGCUUCGCCACCCCGCCCUCCUCCGCCGCUGCCGCACCGCCGCCGGCUCGACUCCCUCCCCGCCAGCCCACGCUCCUCCGACAACCGCCGCGCCCGGGCUCGCCGUCAUCAUCGUUUGAAAGAACCGGCGGGUACGCGCCGUUUGGGGGCGACGACGUAGGCCUGUGGGUCCCGGGUAACCGACGGGAAUCGCGCGAACGUCCCACCACCGCCGCCGGUACCCGCGGUGGCGGGCGGGGGGCGAUAGCGGCAACGGCGAGGGCGGCUGCGGACGGGGCGCUCGCGGUCGAGUGGAUGAAAACGGGCCGAGACCCGGCUUCGACGUCGAAGCCGCGGGCGGCGGGGAGCAGCGGCGGCCACGGCGGUAGAGCAGCGGAGGAGGAGGAGGAGGAGGAGGAGGAGGAGGUGCACGUCAAGGAAAGAAGCAGCGGCGGCGGAGGAGGGAGGAGGGCGCCGCCCCGAGCGCGAGCGGCGACACCGCCGCUUGGCGGCGGCGGCGGCGGUGGCGGUGGCGGUGGCGGCUGCAGAGCGGUUUUGAGGACGCCCCGCGGGGGCGCCAGAGGCAGGAACAGCCACCCAGAGGAAGGAGGGGGUGCGUUUUUUUCCGGACGGGAAGCAUACGCGGACCAUGCCGGCGGCAGCGGCACCGGCGGGGGGCACCUCCGCAGACCGCCCACCGGCCCGUCUCGCUCCCACCUCCUGCCGACGUACUCUCAAGCGGCGGCGGCGCCCGCGACCCCCAUGAGGCAGCAGCUACCCCCGCAGCACCGACGUCCGAGGUCCGACACGCACGCGCAGAGAGGCGCGGGGACGGGGGCCAGGGGGGAGCGACCCGGGCACCACAAGGCGGAGGGCACCCCGCGCGGCGUUGGGGCGUGGCAGUUCUGGUUGGGGGCGACCGGCAGGGCCAGACGGGCGAGCUUCGACGAGGCUGCGGCAGACUUCGAGAGAGGGGGCACCGUUGGCGAAAAGGGGGUGGGGGGCGAAGAGCAACGACGCACAGGGAGCCUCAAGUUCUUCUCCUCGGCGGGCGGCGGGGACGGCGCCACGGUGGCGCCACGGGGGGCGAAGGGGAGCAGACCUGUAGUGCCGCCGUCGCCGGCGCGACCGUGGGGUUACCUGCGGAAGGCGCGAGCUCCGGCAACACCGAAGAGGGGUGGCGGCGGCGGCGGCGGCGGCGGCGGCCGCGGCGGCCGUGGCGACGCUCCCUCCUCACCGGGGGUCCUGAACUAUAGCAGUGACGUGUAAGAGUUGUAGUCCCGUUGGUGCAGGGGAGGGCUUCGGCUGUGGCAUAGCAUACCACCUUUCCCCAGUCAGCAGCAACAAGGACACUUCGAACGAUUUUGUGGUGCGUGUGACAACAGCGAGCGGCAGCUGUUUUGGCUUUGAUUUUGGUGUUGAGUGUUCCGUUCCAUUUUUUUAUUUUGUUCCACGAAAAAUGAUCGUUUUUUCAGCCUGGAUGGCGUGAACGACAUUUUCAUUUUGGUGUUCCUGGCCGAGACAAAUAAUCAUGGACAUGGUUUCUCCCAGCGCGAUCUCCUGUGCUUGGUACAUCCGAACGCGAGCUUCUUACUUUCACUUCGGUUUUCGAUUUGGCUUGUCUGCAGUUUUUUUUUUACUGGAAGGAAUGUGGGAAACGGAGGAUCUCAUUUAAGAUCUUUACGGCUAUGGUGGCGUCUCGGUUUUGUGAGCCUCUUGUUGUUUGUUUGUACCACCGGCAGCAGCCCAAUCCGCACGUUAGGCUCCCUGCUGGAGCCUUCUGUUUUGAGGGGUUAUCGUGGGUUUCGCACAAUGAUGGUUAAGUGUAUUAAAUUGUUUUUUUGUUUUUUUUUUGUUGGCGGUUACAACAUUCCUGUCCGUUUUUUGCCUUUCCGUCGGUUUAAUGGGUUAUCGUGGGUGGCGAAGUGCUUCAACACGCGCGGCGUGACGCAACAAGAGUGUAGUGCUUGGUUUGUGCGCCGUAUGUCUUUGGAGCUGCACCUGUUCACCCACUUUUAAGCCAUCUCCGGAUGCACGGAACAUGGUGUUCUCGGAAAGGGGGUGGGAGUCCGAUACCACAGCGCGAACAAAAACCGUGGCUGGCGUGCUGUAGUGGUAGAGUUUUUUUUUUUUUUUUGUGUGUUUAUGUGCAGCAGUUUUUAUCCCUAGGAAGGCGGUCGGAAUGCGGCAACAUGUACAGUUUCGGAUGCGCAUUACGACCGUUUUGCAAGGGGAAGUCAGACAAGAGACAAGACUGUCGCAAGAGGGGAGAGGGCGGUGUGCGUGUGGUUGGGGAGAAAUGGGCGGGACACCCCCCUCCGUAGAGUAGCGAUUCGUCUACUGGGUACAACAAACCACCCUCGGGGCGAGAUUUUCAGUUCACAAAGCGGGCGAAGAGUUGAGUGCCUAGCCGGGGCAACCAUCAUUAGCUGUUCUGUUUCCCCCCUCUGCUUUGUCGUUAGCAGCUGCUGCUGGCGGUGUGUGUGUUUGUCUGUUGUCUUUUCUUCUUUUCUCUGCGCCCUACGCGGAUGGAGCGAUGGUCGGCGUGGCAGCCCCUGAAGGGAAGGGGCGCUAUUGCGGUGAUUCGUGUGCUUGUAGAGAUUCUAUAUAGCUGACUUUAUGAUAGUGGAGCUACCCCUUCUCCCCGUGUAAUUGAUGUUGACAUCUGGAAGCGGUCGGCACUGACGCAAUUCUGCGUCGAUUAUGUUGUGCGGCGGGAGUCCAAGAAGGGCGAGACGUGUGCUCAAAAGGAGAUGGACGGCGACGAGCGGGUUGCAACAAACUGCGGUGUUGCUGUGUUGAUUUGUGUGUCUACCGGUUGCUCGUAGUCGACACGGAGCGAUUUGGCAGAGUAGGGAAGGUAGCUUGGAAUAUUUUCCCCGUGGAUAUACACAUUGUCAUGUGCCCGACCAUCAUCGCGCAGAGACAGAGUUAAAGGUUAUGUGUACUUUAUUUUAGUUUGUGCUUGCUUCCACUGCUGUGAUGCAAACACCUGAUUUUGAUGGUUACUCUCCACCGCUGGUCGGCGCGUAGAAGCACAAGAUGCGUGAGCGAAUUAAAAUAAAGU
Molecule: messenger RNA, 3508 nt
Organism: Ectocarpus siliculosus
Lineage: Eukaryota; Phaeophyceae; Ectocarpales; Ectocarpaceae
Source: the annotation of a GenBank genome assembly